AUGUGGUUUUUUUAUCUGACACAAUUAACUUUAAUGUGUAUUAUUCCAUUAGUCAAUGGUGUAUCUCAGGUUGUUGAUUCAGGAACUAUUCUAGGUUGCAUUCCUCCACAGGGUUCCCUCGCAAAAGGGUUCACUGUGUCUUACUACCACUAUCCUAUGAUUCCAAAUCCGAACUCAGCAGGUUGCUACCUUAUAAACAGUGUAUUUCGAACGGAUGAAUACCAGCACGGCGGUUAUGAGACUCUUGGUGGAGGAUUAAUUGGUAGGAGCAAUGGUGUAACAAAUUUAACGUACUAUUCCCCUAGCACAUGUUCCCCCGGUUGUUGUAAAGUUCAAGUUGGUAAUGUACCACCAAACUAUAAUUACGAUUCCCAGGUAGCUUUGGGUAAUCUCACUAUGUUGCUCACUGGCUAUUUUUUGCCCCCUAAGUCUGGUAACUAUAAAUUCAAUGUAGAUUAUGUUGACGAUGUGACUUACAUGAAUAUUGGUGCUGGCAAAGCAUUUGGAUGUUGUCAUAUUAAUAGUACUGUUUCAAACCCAGGUCCAUUUGAUUUAACCCUUACAUAUCCUGACAGUAAAAAUAGUGCCACAGUUAAUCUAUUAGAAGGGUUAUACUAUCCGGUAAGAAUUCUCUAUAUUAACAGGUAUGAUACCGGUAAACUUCUUAUGUCUUUCGAGGAUCCAGAUGGGGUGAUCCAUCAGACUUUCGAUGAUUAUGUAUUUAUGGCUCCCGAUGGAGAUGAGUGUCCUGCCCCUGUAGCCACAACAACAAUACCAUGGACUUUCCAGUCAACUACCACUCAAACAACCGUUGUUACAACCUCCGGUUCUGAUAAUCUACCAAUAACUGAGAACCUCAUUAUCGUGAGAGCACCAGAUAUUACCUUUGCCACGACAAUUAACACCCCUUGGACAGAGACCUUUACCAGCACAUAUUCGACUGGUUUAACAACCACUUCGGGACCCGACGGUAUUAAAACCAUUUUCGAAACAUUAUUUGUCGAGACUCCUGAGAUUGAGACCGCUGUGACCAAAGUUAUUCCAUGGACUGGGAAAUACACCACCACAUAUUCAACUAAUAUUGCCACGGAGACUGGUACUGAUGGCAUACCAACUGUCAAAACGAACUUCCUUGUAGAGACUCCUCAGGUUGAAACAGCCACUACAGUUAAUAAACCAUGGACCGGUACUUACACCACCACCUACUCCACUGGUAUUUCCACAGAGACUGGUGCUGAUGGAAUACCAACUGUUAAGACAAACUUCCUUGUCGAGACUCCUCAGGUUGAAACAGCAACCACAAUCAAUGCAGGAUGGACCGGUACUUACACCACCACAUACUCCACUGGUAUUUCCACAGAGACUGGUGCUGAUGGCAUACCAACUGUCAGAACCAACUUCCUUGUCGAGACUCCUCAGGUUGAAACAGCCACUACCAUCAAUGCGGGAUGGACCGGUACUUACACCACCACAUAUUCAACUAAUAUUGCCACGGAGACUGGUACUGACGGAAUACCAACUGUUAAGACAAACUUCCUUGUAGAGACUCCUCAGGUUGAAACAGCCACUACAGUUAAUAAACCAUGGACGGGUACUUACACCACCACCUACUCCACUGAUAUUUCCACAGAGACUGGUGCUGAUGGCAUACCAACUGUCAGAACCAACUUCCUUGUCGAGACUCCUCAGGUCGAAACAGCAACCACAAUCAAUGCAGGAUGGACCGGUACUUACACCACCACAUAUUCGACUGACUUUGUUACUGUCACAGGUAUUGAUGGUAUCAUAACUCUCCAAGCUGUGUACCAUGUGCAAACACCUACCCUUAAACUUUCCAAAUUCGAUAAUUUGUCAUCAACAAGUAACGAUACACAAGCUUAUUCUACCGACAUUAUAGCUACCACAGGCGCCGAUGGUGUUCCCACUGUCCACCCCACCUUCAGUGUUGAUGCUUCAGAGAUUGGAAGUAUCUCUACGGUUAUUUCGCCAUGGACUGGAACAUAUACCACCACUUACUCAACUGAACUAGUUACAGCCACCGGUACUGACGGUAUUAUAACUGUCCAAGCAGUGUACCAUGUGAAAACACCAAGUACUGGAACCACCAAUACCAAAAAAAGUACAUGGAUCAGCAACUAUAUCCAAACAUACCCCACUGGCGGUAUAGGUAGUAGCAGUGCUGAUGGUGUUUCCAAUGUUCAGACCGCUAUUCAUGUCAAGACCGGAGAGGCAGGAAACGCCAUGAAAAUCAAUAUCCCAUGGACAGGCACUUACACCACCACCUACUCAACAGGAGCCUUCACUUCCACUGGUUCUAACGGUAUACAGACUGUUCAAACGGCGUUCUACGUUAAAACUCCAGAGAUGUGCUCUUCCAGUUUUGGAUACAGUAACACUUCAAGUACUACUUCCCAUGGUACCGAUUCAAAUGGUAAUAAAAAUCUUCAAUCUGAAACAUCCAAGCCAUUAGUUAAGGUAUCUGUUACCUCCGGAAAUGUGAUAGGCCAUUCCACGGCAGAGACAAACUUGCCAAUAUCUCAAAAAACAAGUUCUAAUCGACCAACAACUUCUAAAAACGAUGACGGUCCAGUACCAGAAAGAGGUAGUACUGCAAACAUCAACACUCCUCUUGGAACCACGAUGAAUGCCGUUGGGGAAACAUCCGGAGCGGUGAGUGGAAUAAUUGAUACUGAAACAAAGGGGAAACAAAGUAAAACAAUGUCGAUCAGUGUUGGUCAACCAGUAACAGUCAGUUCUGCAACUUCCAAGGCGACUUCUCCUCAACCAUCUUUGAAUCCAUCCAUCCCAACUUUUACGCCUUCGAUCUCCGGAGCUUCACAAACCGCCACAUUUGAGACGCGUUUGGAAGACAAAGCCAAUAAGAUACUCAUCUCUCCUCUAGUGAUAAUAUUAUUAGCGUUCUUGUGA
Molecule: messenger RNA, 2928 nt
Organism: Kluyveromyces marxianus DMKU3-1042
Lineage: Eukaryota; Fungi; Ascomycota; Saccharomycetes; Saccharomycetales; Saccharomycetaceae
Product: flocculation protein FLO5
Exons: 1
Coding region: 1-2928 (975 amino acids)
Biological process (GO): flocculation
Source: RefSeq, a predicted model, not a curated record